Messenger RNA from Periconia digitata, 284 nucleotides. The record is from the annotation of a GenBank genome assembly. NCBI's taxonomy places the organism in Eukaryota, Fungi, Ascomycota, Dothideomycetes, Pleosporales, Periconiaceae.
GUGGCUAUCCUCUAGCCCUUUUCCUCGUCGUCAUCGCUAUGGAUGUGGUUGUUCGUCUUAUCUUGGCUGCCCUGCUCGUGGUUUGCAUGCGCACACAUUCCCACUCCGCAAUUGUAACAAGAGCGAUGCUCGCACCAAAUGCUCCUACAGAGCUCGCCGCCUCCGCCGAAUCCAGGAUUAGGCGCGCCACAUGUGCAGCAAAGCCAGCCCAUGAUGAUGAAUUGUGUUUUGUUCUAGUUGAAGGAUGUGUUGUUUUGAACGACUUUGCGUUGUCGGAUAGAUAA